Physella acuta is the source of this 752-nucleotide messenger RNA. Its product is annotated as receptor-interacting serine/threonine-protein kinase 4. NCBI's taxonomy places the organism in Eukaryota, Metazoa, Mollusca, Gastropoda, Physidae. The record is from RefSeq and is a predicted model, not a curated record. Gene Ontology annotation, molecular function: protein binding.
CUUCAAAGCCGUGUAAUGUUCGAAAAGUAAUGCAUUUUUAAAAAGCUGCAAAUGGAAAGACAGAUGUUGUACAAUUACUCUUACAACAUAAUGCAGAUAUGUUUUAUAAAACUCAACAAGGGUUAAAUGCCUUGCAUUUGGCGUCUAGCUAUGGUCAUGAAAAAACAGUUGGCUUUUUACUCGAAAACAAAUCAGACAUCAACGUGAAGAAUAAAAAAGGGUGGAGCUCACUGAUGAUUGCUUCAGAAAAGGGACACGUUAACACUGUAGAGUUGCUGUUACUAAAGAAAGCAGAAACUGACAACACAGAUGAAAAGGGUUGGAACGCUUUACUGCUCGCUACUAAUAACGGCCAUCUUAGCACAGUUGAGGCACUCUUAAAAAACAAUUGCAAUCUUUCAUGUGCAAAUAAUUUGGGAGACAAUGCGUUAACUUUAGCAUCGACUAAAGGCUACACGAAUAUUGUGGAGUUAUUAUUAAAAUAUAAAGCAGAUAUUGAUUUUAAAAAUCAUAAUGAAUUCACCUCUUUAAUGCUAAGCACUUUAAAUGGACAUGUUUCUACUGUAGAAAUUCUCUUAAAACACGACGCGAAACCUUUCGUUAUUAACAAAGAUGGAAAAAAUGCGUUUUCAAUUGCUGUCGAAAGUGGUAAUAUUGAUAUUUUUCGGUUAUUUUUUAACAAAAAUGCUGGAGAUUUUUCUAGCAGUCCUUAUGCAAAGAAUUCAAUUUUAUUGACCUCCUUUUGUGGAAAA